Messenger RNA from Cotesia glomerata, 2878 nucleotides. It is a transcript of the gene GC, whose product is annotated as vitamin K-dependent gamma-carboxylase. The coding region runs from base 405 to 2615 and encodes 736 amino acids. The transcript is spliced from 5 exons. Gene Ontology annotation, molecular function: vitamin binding; gamma-glutamyl carboxylase activity. Lineage: Eukaryota; Metazoa; Arthropoda; Insecta; Hymenoptera; Braconidae. Gene Ontology annotation, biological process: peptidyl-glutamic acid carboxylation. The record is from RefSeq and is a predicted model, not a curated record.
CCGCGGCGACGUGACGGUACUGAUUCAUCUGCCUCCGACGCCGGCUGCUCUGUCUACUCUGUCUACUUUGUAUCGCGAAACCUUCUACACAUAGUUUAGAGACGGCUCCAGACGAUACCAUACAAUAGUUAACUUUGUAUUACUUAUAAGUACAUUUACAAGUGUCUCGUGGUUUUAAAUUAAUUUUUCAAACUGGAUGCAGAUUAAAAAUGCGAUAAAUCAAAAUCGAUUACGCAGAGACUUACCAUACACGUGCUGGUAGAGCGUACGUGACACAUGUGAUUAUGAUUACAAAUCACGGAAUUAAAUAACACACACAGCAGCUUACGUAGCACUUGUGCUACACAAUUGUCACGCGAGUUUACAGUCAAUGAGCAAAAGAGGGAAGGUACUCUAGGUAAAUUAUGACAAGGAAAAGUAAGGUCGACGUUAUCAAAGAGAAGAAAGCUGAAAAGAAGCUUAAUUAUGAAGACACUGAAGUGAAAGAUGAAUUUUUACUUGAGAAAAUUGAAAGUAAAUUUGGAUUUUGUGAUAGUAAAUUUUUUAGCAAUUUUGAAAGUGCUUGCGGGUUCAAGUUUGAAGAUUUAAAAAGUUUUGAUAAGUUUGUUGCUCUUUUGUAUCGGCCAACCGAUCCAGCUAGUUUGGGAGUCGUUCGAGCAUUAUUUGGAUUAUGUAUGGUGUUAGACGUGGUGGAGGAACGAGGUUUAGCGGACAUUGAUCUAAAAUGGGGAGAUCCAUACAGCUGUCACUUUCCACUAAUCCACGGGAUGCGUCCGCCAAGUUUACCCUGGAUGAUCCUUCUAUUCACAGUAAUGUGGUUGGGAGCCUUCGGAAUCAUGCUUGGACUCUGUUUCAAGCUAGCCUGUAUCUCCUUCCUCCUCCCCUACUGGUACAUAUUUCUUCUAGACAAAAGUUUGUGGAACAACCACAGUUACCUCUACGGAGUAGUCACACUGUUGCUAUUAGGCACCCAGGCGAAUCGAUAUUUCUCCAUUGACGCGCUGCGGAGUCAAGACAGUAAAACCAGCCAAAAAAUUCCUCUGUGGAAUUACUUCAUCAUAAAGUUUCAGUUUUUUGCCCUGUACUUUUUGGCAGGGUUGAAAAAAUCCAACCGAGAGUGGCUGGAAGGCUACGCGAUGACUAAUUUAUCAGACCACUGGGUCUUUGACCCCUUCAAGAUUUUUCUUACCACAGAACAAACGGAUUUCUUUGUUGUUCACUGGUUUGGGUUCAUCUUCGACCUCACCGUCGGGUUCUGGAUGCUUUUUGACAAGACCAGACUUCCUGCGAUGCUUUUCUGCACAACUUUUCAUCUUAUGAAUUCAAGAUUAUUCAGCAUAGGAAUGUUCCCUUACGUUUGUUUAGCGACGAUGCCGCUUUUUUGCCAUGUUGACUGGCCCAAGAAAUUUUUAAGUAAAUUAAAAAUAUUGUUUGUUAAUUCAAAGUCAAUUAAUCAAGCCUGUGAUUGCGCAUGUAGUGAAACAAGUACAAUAAAUGAAGAAAACUCCUUAUGCGAAGAAAAGAUACCCUCCAAAAUAAAGGAACCGAAUUUUGAGUCAAAAUUAGAAAUUAAAAAUCCAAAACCUACAAAAAAACAAAAAUUUGUUGUAACUUUAUUAUUAAUUCAUAUUUUUUUACAAUUUUUCUUACCUUACUCCCACUUUAUCACCAAAGGUUACAACAAUUGGACUCCUGGGUUGUACGGGUACUCUUGGGACAUGAUGGUGCAUUCCUGGGACACAGUUUUGAUCGUAGUCAGGGUUCACGAUAAUGAGAAAAAUGAGGACCACUUUGUAGACCCACAGGCUUGGGUCCAGAAUGAUAAGUGGUCGAAACAUGGCGAUAUGAUGAUACAGUACGCUCAGUGCUUGAAAAAUAAUUUGCUGCACAGGAAAAAAGAAGUAUUGAAGAGAAGAAAUUUAGGUAUGAGUCACGCUCGGGGAGAGUGGUCCCAGAUAUCUGGAAACCUGAGUAUUUAUGUUGAUGUACGGUGCUCUUUGAAUGGAAGAUUCCAGCAACGGAUUUUUAAUCCCGAGAUCGACAUGUUGACGGUUGAUUGGCACCCCUUUAAGCCGGUCAGCUUUCUUAUGCCGCUGCUCACCCAGUUCAGCGGGUAUCGCAAGAAGAUGGACGAGAUUACGAGGCACGUGUACUCUUGGUCUAAUUACACAGAUGUCUUCUUUGUCGCUGACUACCCUGGAAUGGUGCUGGAGAAUUACUUCAGUGAGGAUUUUAGUAAUAUUUCGCUGACUGUUCUCGAGGGAGAGGUCACUUACAUUGAAGAAGACUCGAAGAGUAAAGUGACGAUUGUCAAGGGUCACAGUGUGGGAGUUUCUUGUGGGAAGUUGCAUGAAGUUACCACUGUCAGUGCUUAUCCGUCUUGUUAUAUGUACACUUAUACCAAUCAGACGAGAGAAAAUUUGGAAAUCAUUGAUCAAAAUCCCGAAUCAGCAAGACGUAGAUCCGGAUGGCCAAUAAUGAAGGAAUUGAACUACAAAAUAAAUGCCUGGUGGCGUGCACUAGGUCACAUUGCCAAUGCAUUUUUUUACCUCGUCUAUGACGUGCCAAUGCUAAGAAGAGUUCCACGCACACUGAAUUACUACGAGUAUGACUAAGCACUAAAUUUUAAUUGCCAAAACUUAUCCUAAAAAAAAAAGAAGAGAAGACAGCACUUCUGGAAUUUAUAAUGAUUAUUAUUAUUAAUAUUGAUUAAAUUAAAUCAAUUAAAAUGUUGAUAGAAAAAAUUUUAAAAAUAACUGUGAUUGUAUAUGUAGAUGAUAUUUGUGAUUGAUGUAGACUUUGUCUAAGUCAAACUCAGUAAUUUAUGAAAUUACCUGAGUGAAUAAGUAUAAAUAUAUAUAUUUGUAAUGUGUAAUUA